Molecule: messenger RNA, 2581 nt
Organism: Aegilops tauschii subsp. strangulata
Lineage: Eukaryota; Viridiplantae; Streptophyta; Magnoliopsida; Poales; Poaceae
Product: probable glutamate carboxypeptidase LAMP1
Molecular function (GO): carboxypeptidase activity
Source: RefSeq, a predicted model, not a curated record
UGUGAGUGUGAUGCCAUGGUGGAGUCAUCGAGACGACGAUAUAUACACAGGCAGAGUGGCAACGUCAGUGCAGCAGCCGUGACAUGUCCGGUGCACCCGAGAGUGCGCGCCCAAUGUCUGCCCACGGCAAGCAGCAGCCGCUGCUACGCUACCCCGCGCCCGCCGCCGGCAACGGCAGCGGCAGCGGCAUGGGGAGGCGCAGGUACCUCGCCUUCCUAGCCAUCGCCGCGGCCCUGGUCGCCUCCUACCACCUCCUCCACGCGCCCACCCCGUCGUCGCGCUACCACGCGCUCUUCCUCACCCUCGGCUCCAAUGCCAGCGCCGCCGCGCACCUCCGCGCGCUCACACUCCGCCCGCACGUCGCCGGCACCCAGGCCAACGCCCUCGCGGCCGAGUACGUCCGCGCCACGCUCUCCUCCCUCUCCUUCCCCACCCGCGUCACGCCCUACUCCGUCCUCCUCUCCUACCCCGUACACCGCUCCCUCUCCCUCUCUGCGGGGCCCGGUCGCCCCAACAACGUCUUCCCCCUGGUCCAGGAGACCUACCCUGGCGACCCCUACGCCGAGGCGGCGGCCGAGGUCGUUCCCACCUACUUCGCCUACUCCGGCUCCGGCUCCGUCACCGCCGAGGUCGUGUACGCCAAUUACGGCGACAGGAAGGACUACGCCUACCUCGCCUCCCGCGGCGUGGACGUCGCGGGGAAGGUUGUGCUCGCGCGCUACGGGGAUAUCCACUGCGAGGACAUGGUGAGGAAUGCUCGCGACGCCGGCGCCGCCGCGGCGAUCAUCUACACCGACGCCAAGGACUUCGGCGGUCCCGCGGCCAAGGGGAAGCAGAAGUGGUUCCCCAACACGCGGUGGCUCCCGCCAAGCGGCGUUCAGGUGGGGACCCUGUACUACGGGAACGGCGACCCGACCACGCCGAUGUGGCCGUCGUGCGCCGCAGGGGAGGACUGCGAGCGUCUGAGCAUGGAGGAGCUGGACGCGAGCGAGGCGAUGCCCGGCAUCCCCGCGCUGCCGGUGUCGGGGAGGGACGGGGAGACAAUCCAGAAGGCGAUGGGCGGCGGCGUGGCCCCACCGGAGUGGCAGGGCGGCGAGGGCGCGCCUGUGUACCGGAUCGGGCCCGGCCCAGCCGUGCUGAAUCUCACAUACAUCGGAAAUGACACCCUAGCAACCAUCGAAAAUGUCUUUGCUGUGAUAGAAGGGAAAGAAGAGCCUGACAGAUAUGUGAUCAUAGGCAACCAUCGUGAUGCCUGGACAUUUGGGGCAGUCGAUCCCAACAGUGGAACAGCAGCUAUGCUCGAGAUUGCAGAGAGGCUGUCCCAGCUAGAAAAGAAAGGAUGGAGGCCAAGGCGAACAAUCAUCGUGUGCAGUUGGGAUGCAGAGGAGUUUGCGCUGAUAGGGUCUACGGAAUGGGCCGAGGACAACAUCGAUAUAAUUGGUUCAAGAGCUGUUGCUUAUCUGAAUGUGGACAUAUCAGUGUUUGGGCCUGGAGGUCUUGUGCCCCGCGCAACCCCUCAACUCGAUGAAUUGAUCCAGGAAGCAAGCAGAAUGGUACCCGAUCCUGAUGAUCCGUCUCAUACCUUGUAUGACUACAUGAUUCGCCAGAAUCCUCCGAUUGCAAGAGUGGCCGGUGCGGGAACAGACUUUGCAGCUUUUGUCCAGCAUAUUGGAGUCCCUUCACUCGACAUGUCUUAUGGACUAUUUUCAGAGUACCCUGUUUACCACUCGCUGUACGAUGAUUUUGUUUGGAUGCAGCGGUUUGGAGACCCCCUGUUCCACAGACAUGUAGCAUUGGCGAGCGUCUGGGGUCUGAUUGCUUUGAGACUUGCAGAUGAUGAGAUCAUUCCCUUCAAUUAUGUCUCCUACGCGUCUGAACUGGAGGAGAGCUCAAAAGUUGUGGAGGACGGAUGCCCUGGGUGUGCCGUCAGUUUCAGCCCUCUGCACAAGUCAAUCAAGCAGCUUGAGAAGGCUGCCAUGAAAAUUCACAUGGAGAAGAAGGUGCUGCAAGCAGAUAAAUGGGGCCUAAACACGAGGGAACGCACACUGAAAGUCAGAGAGAUGAACGACCGCUUGAUGAUGGCAGAGCGAGCCUUUACCAACAGAGAAGGGCUCGCGGGGAGACCGUGGUACAAACACAUGAUUUAUGCGUCGUCGGACCAGGACGACUGGGGCACCAAGGCGUUCCCCGGCAUCGUCUCGGCCAUGGCCAACGCGCAGAAGCUCAACACGUCGGAGUCCUGGCGGCUGUUGCAGCAUGAGAUUUACAGGGGUGCAAGGGCCGUGUCCAAGGCCUCUGCGGUCCUGGAUGGCAGGCUAACAUGAUGCGGAGUAGACAUCAGCACAGAGCACAGCAAGGAAUUUACCGGUGCAAAUAAGUAGGGAGAGGGAAAAAGAAUCAACACUUGGCUCAUAAAUGAUUGACGAAUCACCCCCUUGUUGAUUCUCUCUUGAGAGUAGCAGCAAUAAUUUUCGCAAAAACAUUAGAGAGUAGCACCAAUAAGUUAGCGUGUCAUUUUUUACCUUUCGCCAUCAGAGUGUAGCUCAUCAAAUUGGUCAGCAAAAAGUGUGUCGAUGGAUGA